AAAUCAAAGGCCCAAUGUGUACGUAGUACAUGAGCCUGGAGUCUCGGGAGCACAUCGUCAAUGUUUCUUAUCUCGUCUUCGUUGUAGGUUAACGUGAAUUCUCAAUUUAUUUUCAAGUGUCAAAAUUCUGGACUGAUUUGUCCCCAGUGCACCGCCUCUCUCGUGUUCCAAAUCCUCGUAAAAAAAUAAAAUAUAAACAAUAACAUAGAAAGAUAAUUAGCCCGGAGUAGUAACAAAGAGUAAAAAAAUGUUCUCCGGUUUAACGAAUCAAGUGUCGACUUGGAUGGGAAAAAAGGGCGAGGAAGGUGGAGAGUUGACAGAAGAAAAAAUUGCAUCACCAUCGGGGGAAACGGAGCUGGAUCUCGAAAAAAAAGACAGCAGCCCAACAAAGGGUAGCAAGUUGGAGAUGCUGGCGGGUGUUAAAUCCCAAAUGACUGGCUGGCUGAGUGGUGGAAUACCUGGCCUAAGUGGUCGUACUGGUGGUGAAGAGGGUGGUGAAGUUGGACAAACACCAGCUGAAGCAAAUGAGAGUCAAACAUCGCGGGAAAGCGUACAGGGCUCAUCGCCUGAUAACGUAAAAGACGAUGACGCAAGCAGGUGGGUUGCAGGUGCGACUGGCGGUGCUGACAGCGGUCCAGCUAGCCUCGAGGGUACACCAACAGAGGACAAAGAUGGACAGCAAGCGUUUGGGGCUGUUUCAACGAAAGCAUUAGCUGGUGCCAAGAGCUUCGGUGGCUUCCUGUACAGUGCUGUCAACAAAGCUGGAAAAUCUGUCGUUGAAGCGAGUGUGAAGAUCAAGAAGACCGUCGAGGAAAACAGACUGAUAGCUGAAUUGAACAAGGAGCAAGAAGCCUUUAUCGCUGGAAAGACCAAUGAAAAGGGUGAAGCAGUGGCUCCCUGGGUUGGAGCUCCAAACGAGGAUGCGUUGCGUGAGGAAUGCCUGGCUCUUUCAACCGAUCGCCGUAACUUUGUGAGAGCACCACCACCUGGAGUUGAAUUCGAAUGGGACUUUGAAGCUAUUCAACCAACUGCACAAGCUACACUCGCCUUAGAUCCUAAUCUCGAGACGAUGAGGUUCGAGUUAGUACCAAAAGUUAUCACUGAAGAGAACUUUUGGCGUAAUUACUUCUACCGAGUAUCCCUCCUACGUCAGAGCCAUGAAUUAAACACCUUGGCCAGCCAAGCAGAGAGUAAUCCCAAUCAAAGUUUGACAUCCACCGGUAGCAUCGAUCAUACUCAAGCCCGAGUAGAAAGCACCAAGGAAACCAUUCAAGAUGCUGAGAAAAAAUCAACGAGUAGUGGUGCCCAUGAGUUUGUGUCUGACAGUGUGAGGGCUUCAGAUACUGACAUAGAGGAGGUCAGGGUGGGCAUGGAAAAGCUUGGUAUGAAGCCGAAGAAAGAAGAAGAAUGGGAAGGGGAAUUGGAGGCUGAACUCAAGGAUUUCGAGAUCGUACCAGGGGAUGGAAAAAAUACGUCAUCCAAUGACACUAAGGAAGACUGGGAGCAACAGAUGGAUGUACUACUCAAUGAGGAUGAGGAUCUCAAGUGAAUUAUCACGAUCGAGCAAUCAUUGACUUUUAUUUACAACCAUCGUGCUCAAUUAAUUAAAUGAGUAAUGAUUUACUAUUGAUAAUACAAUCGACGAACUCCAAGAGCAUCAGUCAUUCUUUAUGAUUUUCCUUAUAAUUUUUUUCUCAUAAUGAUAAACUGGAAUUGUUUCGGUAUUUUUGUUUUUUUUUUUAAAGCAAAAUAAACCUGCUCGAUCCUUAAUAUCUCUUAGGAAAACGGUAGGAGUCGGAGAAAUCACGUCUCGUUUUGGAAUCUGAUAAAAAUGCCUUCGACGUGAAAGAGAAUCGAUUGAAUUUCACUCUGCCAAUCUCGAGUUAUUGACGAUUAAAAACAAUAAAACCAUUAAAAAUAGAGAAUCAUUCUAUUUCAGUCUAUCUCAACUCCAGAAGGAACUUCUCCCCAAUCGUAAAAUGAACAUAAAGGAAACAAACAAUGGCUUAAAAAUAAUGAAUAAAUAAUGAGGAUCUUUUAGCAUUUGUCACCUGUCAUUCAUUAUUAUUGAGAAUCGCACAAAAGGAUAAAAGAAGAGAUAUAAAUUUUUGUCACGAGUGCUGCGCCAGUCUCUGUACAGACAAAAGUGAUGAAUUACUAUAGUCAAGAACCCAUAGAUUUAAUGAAUAUAUAUCAUAGUUGAUUGUCGAAUAAACUGGCUUGCGAUAGCAUCGCAGAGAUCUGAAUGUUGAAUCGUUGAUAUGAAUUAUUGGGGAAAUAUUUUGUUAAAAAGAGAGUGCAUUUGCCAUCGAGGAGCACGUCUAUGAUCCAUCCAUUCCAUCGAUUCCUCAUUUUCCAUAAUUUUUUAAUAAUUUGUAAUUUAUUAUUUGAUGAUUGAAAUUGUAGUGAUGCAAGCGCUUGCAAUAUUCCAUUAUAAAAUGACAGCUUUCGCGGAUAAUUAGAGGGAUGGGUUCAAAAGCCUGUGGAGAUGUCUUAGAAAGAGGCCUAAUUGUAAUGAAAAAUAAUAAUGAUAAUAAUGGUAAUAAAACGUGAUGAUUUCAGCGGUAAAUAAUCACACGUUGGCCUCUAAUCGAUUUAAUGACUUAUCAUUGAAACUGUUUUUGUGAUUUUGUUUUCUUAAUGUUUAACAUCUGUUAUCGCUACUCCUUUCGACAUUUUGUGAAUUUGAUUGACGAACAAGAAUAUUAAUGAUUAUAUUAUGAUCAAGUUACAAUUAUAAAUAAUUAGUUUAAUGAGUUAAAGUGGAGACGAGACACAAUGUAUUGAGUCAUAUCGGAGUUACGCUGUUACUUGUAUUAUUCAAAUAAUCUCUCGAUUAUCCUGAUGAGAGGAGAUGAAUACAUAAACAUUUAAAUUAAAUAUGAUGAAUUAAUUAAGAGGAUAUGAAUUAUACAUUCGGUACUUAUGUAUGUAUAUACACACCGUAUAUAAAUAAAUAUAUGUUGUUGAAUCCAUUGAAAGUAUGAUAAUAUAUUGACUAUUU
Molecule: messenger RNA, 3004 nt
Organism: Fopius arisanus
Lineage: Eukaryota; Metazoa; Arthropoda; Insecta; Hymenoptera; Braconidae
Gene: Sap47
Product: Synapse-associated protein 47kD
Exons: 9
Coding region: 248-1549 (433 amino acids)
Biological process (GO): TORC2 signaling; regulation of short-term neuronal synaptic plasticity
Cellular component (GO): synapse; Golgi apparatus; nucleus
Source: RefSeq, a predicted model, not a curated record